Molecule: messenger RNA, 379 nt
Organism: Staurois parvus
Lineage: Eukaryota; Metazoa; Chordata; Amphibia; Anura; Ranidae
Source: the annotation of a GenBank genome assembly
CAGCUGCCUUUCAGUGUCACCCAUCAGUGCCACCUAUCAGUGCCAGUCAGUGCUGCCAAUCAGUGCCACCUAUCAGUGCCAGUCAGUGCCGCCUAUCAGUUGCCGCCUAUCAGUGCCCUUCAGUGCUACCUAUCAGUGCCGCCUGACAGUGCCAGUCAGUACCACCUAACAGUGCCAGUCAGUGCCAUCGAACAGUGCCAGUCAGUGCCGCCAAUCAGUGCCACCUAUCAGUGCCAUAUAUGAGUGCUGCCUUUCAGUGCCCAUCAGUGAUGCCUGUCAAUGCCCAUCAGUGCCACCUACCAGUGCCUCCUCAUCAGUGCCCAUCAGUGCCACCUAUCAGUGCCCAUCACUACAGACUCAUUAGCGCACAUCAGUGCAG